Bombina bombina (fire-bellied toad) is the source of this 1902-nucleotide messenger RNA. Its product is annotated as zinc finger BED domain-containing protein 5-like. The transcript has a single exon. Lineage: Eukaryota; Metazoa; Chordata; Amphibia; Anura; Bombinatoridae. The coding region runs from base 1 to 1902 and encodes 633 amino acids. The record is from RefSeq and is a predicted model, not a curated record.
AUGGAUAAGUUUCUAAUUCAGAAAAGAAAAGCUAUUGAAGAUGACGUUUGCGAUGAACAAAAUCUAGCCGAUAUAGAGGAAACCACGCAAGAAUCAACUGUUGAGCGGUCUGUAGUAGUACCUAAGAAGAGUAAAGGAAAAAUGUUCAAGCCUCGUUUAUACAAUAAAGAUUAUAUGAAACUGGGGUUCACAUUUUCUGGAAAUGAAAAUAAUCCUUGUCCCAAGUGUAUAGUUUGUGGGGAAAUACUUGCAAAUGAAAGUAUGGUACCAAACAAAUUAAAGCGUCAUCUUAACACAAAACACAGUCAUUUGUCAGAAAAACCAGUAGAAUACUUUAUUGAGCUUUCAAAAUCUAUAAAGAAGCAGUCUGCAUCAUUCACAAAGAGAAUGAAGACAUCAGAGAAAGCUCAAAAGGCAAGUUAUUUGGUUGCUCAAAUAAUUGCCAAAAACAAGGAGCCACACACUAUUGCCGAAACCACCAUAAAGGAAUCUUGCUGUGCUAUUGUUCGAACAAUGUUUGGGCCUGAAUUUGAGAUAGAAGUUAAUAAAAUCCCUUUGGCAGAUAACACAAUUGGAAGACGUAUUCAAGACAUGUCUGAUGACAUUAAGCAGCAAAUUAUGGAUAUUUUUCAAGACGAUAAUAUGAUGUUUGCAUUGCAAUUAGACGAAUCAACAGAUGUCAGUGGGUUAGCACAACUAUUAGUUUUUAUACGUUUCAUUCACACUGACAGAAUUAUUGAGCAAUUCUUGUGUUGUCUAGAACUUCCAAUGAGAACUAGAGGUGAAGAUAUAUUUAAAACUUUAGAUUGCUUCAUGAAGGAAAAUAAUUUGCAAUGGUUAAAUUGUGUAGGAAUAUGCACAGAUGGUGCACCCUCAAUGGUUGGUUCAACAAAAGGUUUUAUAGCUUUAGCAAAGAAAGAGAAUGAAAAUAUUAUCUUUACUCAUUGCUUUUUACAUCGCGAAGCACUAGUCGCGCAAACCAUUGGAAAUGAAUUAAGAAAAGUUUUGGACAAAGUGGUUCAAAUGGUCAAUUACAUUAAAAGUAGACCUCUUCAAUCAAGAUUAUUUGCUCAUAUUUGUGAAGAAAUGGGGGCAAGGUUUAAAAAGCUUCUUAUGCACACUGAAGUUCGUUGGCUCUCAAGAGGUCGAGUGCUUUGUCGUGUAUACGAAUUGAGGGAAAUGAUGCUUAAACUUUUUGAGGAAAAUCAGCAAAUUGAAUUCUGCAAUCUAAUUCAAAACAAUCUUUGGUGCACAAAAUUGGCAUAUCUUGCUGACAUAUUUGAACAUUUGAAUAAAAUAAACACAAGUAUGCAAGGAAAAGGAGAAAAUAUGUUAACAGCAGUAGAUAAAAUUUGUGCUAUGAGAGACAAAAUAGCAAUUUGGAAAAGGAAAGUGACAGAAGGAAAUUUUGAAAUGUUUUCCAAAACUGCUGAGUGUGAGCUAAAAUGUGAAAUCAGCUCGCUAAUUGUUGACCAUUUAACUUUGCUCGGAGAGAAAGUUCAGCAUUACUUUCCAAAUGUCGAAAUCCAAGACUAUGAUUGGAUCAGAAACCCAUUUCUUACAACUGCAACAAGGGACUUUUCACUUAUUGAAGAAGAAGAGUUAGCUGACCUAAAAAAUGAUCGAAAUCUGUUAAUGAUGUAUGAAGAUGGUGACUUACACAGAUUUUGGAUUUGCAUUUCAAAAAUGCAUCCAAACAUAGCUAAAAAAGCAUUAAGAAUUCUUCUGCAGUUUUCUACGACAUACAUUUGUGAAGUAUCCUUUUCAACAAUGACCAACUUAAAGACACUUAAACGUGGAAGCUUGAAAAUGCUGGAUGAUGAAAUGCGAGUGUCUUUAUCUGAUAUUCCACCAAAUAUCCAGAAACUAUGUUCAUCCCAUCAAGCUCAUACAUCCCAUUAA